Molecule: messenger RNA, 617 nt
Organism: Betta splendens (Siamese fighting fish)
Lineage: Eukaryota; Metazoa; Chordata; Actinopteri; Anabantiformes; Osphronemidae
Gene: sf3b5
Product: splicing factor 3b, subunit 5
Exons: 2
Coding region: 190-450 (86 amino acids)
Biological process (GO): mRNA splicing, via spliceosome
Cellular component (GO): U2 snRNP; precatalytic spliceosome
Source: RefSeq, a predicted model, not a curated record
GACAGAACACAAACGCUCGUCUUGUUUCUGUCCGGAUCGUUUUAUAGUGUGGCCCUACCGGAAGUCGCCAUUGAGUAGCUUUACAACGAACGAGAAAAACGCGUUACUUUGUUUAUCCUCUGUCGUCGCUCUUGAAAUCUACGUUUGAUCCCUCCAGAACAUCGGGACUAUCAUCUCAUCUCAGCGACAAUGACCGACAGAUACAACAUCCACAGUCAGUUGGAGCAUCUACAAUCUAAAUACAUUGGCACAGGACACGCCGACACCAGCAAAUGGGAGUGGUUGGUGAACCAGCACAGAGACUCUUACUGCUCCUACAUGGGUCACUUUGACCUGCUCAACUACUUCUCCGUCGCUGAGAACGAGAGCAAGGCACGCGUCCGUUUUAAUCUGAUGGAAAAGAUGCUUCAGCCAUGUGGACCACCUGCAGACAAACCCGAUGAUGCCUAGAUCACAGCUGAGAGAGCGAGUGAUCUUUGUUUUUGGGACAUUAUUUUCAAUAUUCUUCAAAAAAAAAAGAGCUGUCAUCUGUCAAGUGCUUGCAUUAAAUGAUGGAGUUGCAUUUUUUAUUGGAAUUAUCAGCUUUUUUAAAAUUUGAAUUAAAUGUUUUCCUUUGA